Thlaspi arvense is the source of this 1968-nucleotide messenger RNA. NCBI's taxonomy places the organism in Eukaryota, Viridiplantae, Streptophyta, Magnoliopsida, Brassicales, Brassicaceae. The record is from the annotation of a GenBank genome assembly.
CACCGACACGUUAUGACGUGUCGAUCGCAUCGAAAGCUGUGAUAACGAAGCUCUGAACACACACUAGCUUGAGUAUCCUCGACGGGAAGAAGAAACGAUGAGGAAGAGAUGAAGCGCGGUGGAAUCAGACGGAAGCGAUUGUUCGGGAGGAGGAUUCUGUUGGCAUCGGCGGUUUUCUUUAUCGGUUUCGGAUUGUUGCUGCUCACGCUCCGCUCCGUGGAUCCUAACCCGUCCUUCAUCGAUGACGACGACGACGAUGCUGUUUCGGAAUCCGGUUCCGAUGAGGAGAACGCCAGGUGGAGCAAUUCCUCUUCCAUCGGAGAAGGUAAGGUCGACGGAGGUAGGCUGUGCGCGACGGUAGAGGAGAUGGGAAGCGAGUUCGAUGGAGGUUUCGUGGAUCAGAGCCUCAGAGUUCGAGAUGUUAUCCGUCGCCAUUUUCACGUCAAUGGCGCUUCAGCAAUUCGUGAGCUCGCUCCGGAGGAAUUCUGCCGACAUGGUUAUGUUCUUGGGAAAACAGCAGAAGCUGGUUUCGGGAAUGAAAUGUACAAGAUCUUAACUUCGGCAGCGUUGAGCAUAAUGCUGAACAGAUCCUUGAUCAUUGGCCAGACCAGGCAUAUACUGCCCCUCGCUUUUGCUUGUUUUAGUUUGUGUUUAUCUGUCUGUCUGUUUACAUCUUUCUCUGUGCAUUUCAGGGGGAAAUAUCCCUUCGGUGAUUACAUUGCUUACUCCAAUGCUACAUAUACAAUGAAUGAAGUGAAGCAUCUUUGGCGUCAAAAAGGCUGCGUGAAGAAAUACGGAAGGCGGCUUGUAAUGAGACUGGAUGAUUUUGAGAAACCGACCAAGAGUAACGUCUUAUGCAGCAAUUGGAAGAAGUGGGAGGAACCUAUUAUAUGGUUUCAAGGCACAACAGACGCUGUGGCGGCUCAGUUUUUCCUAAAGAACGUGCAUCCGGAGAUGAGAGCUGCUGCAUCUGAGCUGUUUGGAGAGGAAGGAAACUCAGCGCCAGGAGCGAAUGUGUUUGGAGAGUUGAUGAUGAGUCUCAUAUCUCCGACGAAAGAUGUGAAAGAUGCAGUGGACUGGGUUCUACGAGAGACUGGAGAUCCUGAUAUUUCGCUACACAUGCGAAUGUUAACGAGCAAAUCUGUAAGACCUCUGCGUGCAGCGAUAAACUGCCUAGGGAAAGCAAUUAACAGACUUGGCAUAUCGAAACCGAGAGUGGUUAUUGUCUCUGACACGCCAUCUGUAGUGAAAGCUAUCGAGCCAAAUAUCAGCGCAUUUGCUGAGGUUCUACAUUUUGACUAUAAGCUUUUCCGUGGGAACAUCGUGCAACGCGGCCGCGGAUUACCGAUGUUAGAUUUCAGGAUAAAGGAUUGGGGUCCGGCACCAAGAUGGGUUGCGUUUGUAGAUUUCUUCCUCGCGUGCCGUGCAAGUCAAGCUGUGGUCUCCGGUGCUAACAGGCGAGUCGGGACUACUUACGCUCAGCUGGUUGCUGCAUUAGCCGCUGCUAACAGUCUCAAGGAGGGUUCGAGCAACUCGAGCUUUGCGUUCCUGAGUAGUUUCCAGAGCAAUCUGUUGGCGGACGGUCUCAAGAACCAGGUAGGUUGGGGACAUGUCUGGAACCGAUACGCUGGACCGUUGAGCUGUCCAAAACAGUCGAACCAAUGCGCCUUCACGCCGCUUGCACCUCCCGGUUGGUGGGACGGUUUAUGGCAAUCCCCCAUCCCACGAGACACUCGCAGGCUUGCGGCUUUUGGCAUUGAGCUUUCGGGGUUUGGUACGGUUAACGAAGACCGGUUUCAUGCUUUUUGUAGCGCCAAGAAAGAGUACUUGAAUACUGUAACAAUCAUUUAGUGACGCCUUCCUGUGAAGUUCUUUUGAUCUCUUGGUAAUCAGCUUCACUGGUUUUAUUCGGGUUUUAUUCCUCAAAUCUAUUUAUACUUCUUAAAAAUUGAACCGGCCAUCUUAGAA